This is a messenger RNA of Punica granatum (pomegranate), 1740 nucleotides long. The record is from RefSeq and is a predicted model, not a curated record. Lineage: Eukaryota; Viridiplantae; Streptophyta; Magnoliopsida; Myrtales; Lythraceae.
CAGAGUCAAAGCCUUCAUCUCCAAAUAAUAUCUCAAGAGUACUUCAUCAGAUAAGGCUGAGCAGAGCAGAGCAUAGCAUAGCAGAGCCACCUCCUCCGUUCCUCCCGCCACACUCCGACCGCCGUGCUGCCCUUGCCCUCGCCCUCUCCGUCACCAUGCUGUCCCUCACCAGAACCCUCACCUCACCAUUCCUCAAUCCCAACCCUCCCCUCCCAAUGCCCACCUCAAAACCAUCCAUUAAGCCCUCAUCCAUCAAGCCUACCUCCAAUAUGAUGCAACCAAGUGGCCUAAUCCCCGCCUCUCCGGGCGAUUCGCCUCAAAAGACCCUUCAGCUCUACCAGCCCUUCCGCCCGCCCCCCUCCCCCGUUCCCUCCCAGUACCGCAACCUUGACACCGCCGCCCGCCUCGAAAUCCUCUCCAACCGCCUAGGCCCCUGGUUCGAAUACGCCCCCCUCAUCUCCGCCCUCCUCCAGGAAGGCUUCACCCCUCCCUCCCUCGAGGAAGUCACUGGGAUCUCCGGUGUCGAGCAGAACCGCUUCGUCGUGGCCUCCCAGGUCCGCGAUUCCUUAAUCCAGACGGGCACGGACCCAGAAAUCAUCUCUCACUUCGAUACUGGUGGGGCUGAGCUAUUGUAUGAGAUCCGUCUCCUGUCAGCAUCCCAGCGAUCUGCUGCUGCCGGGUUUAUAGUCGCUAAUGGCUUCGAUGUGAAACAGUCCCAGGACCUGGCCCGUGCAAUGAAGGACUUUCCCCGCCGCAGGGGAGACAAGGGUUGGGACAAGUUCGAUUAUACUCUUCCCGGGGAUUGUCUGUCUUUUAUGUACUAUAGGCAGAGCAGAGAGCACAGGAACCCAUCCGAGCAGAGGACAGCGGCUCUGGAGCAGGCACUGAAGGUGGCCGCAACCGAGAGCGCAAAGAUGGCAGUGUUGGAGGAGUUGAAAGGGGAUAAGAGCGGUAGUAAGGACGGGGAAGGAGAGGAGAGUGCUGCUGUCAGAGUUCCAGUGGUGAGGUUGAAGAUUGGGGAGGUGGCGGAAGCAAGCUCGGUGGCAGUGCUGCCCGUGUGCAGGGCAUCAGAGGGAGAGACAGAGGUAGUAGAGGCACCAUGGCAAUGUAAGGGCGAGGGGGAUUUCAGGGUGGUGGUGGCCGAGAAGGGGUGGAAGAGUUGGGUGGUGCUGCCCAGGUGGGAGCCCGUGGCGGGGCUGGACAGCAACGGGGGAGUGACAGUGGCCUUCCCGGACGCGAGGGUAUUGCCAUGGAAGGUGAACCGGUGGUACCAGGAGGAGGCCAUUUUGGUGGUGGUUAACCGGAGCCAGAAGGCGGUGGAGGCUGAUGAUGGGUUCUAUUUGGUAGCGGUUGCUGCCGGCUCAGACAGGCCCGAGCGAUUGCAGGUCGAGAGGGGGUCGAGGCUGAAGGAGGCAGGGACGGAGGAGAGUCUAGGGACUGUGGUGUUGGUGGUGAGGCCACCAAAGGAGGAAGUUGAUGAUCAAUUAAGUGAUGAGGAUUGGGAAUGAAAUGGAAAUGGAAAUGAGACAAUAAAAAUCAUUUCUUGGGCAAGUCAGGUUUAGAUAGAAAAGGAUGCAGAAUUUGAACUUUCACUGAUCUUGCCUCUGAUUUUGUAGCCUAAGUAUGGAAAUUGUUCAAGAUGGGAUUUUUCCAUGUAAUUCUCUGUUUGGGAGGGAUCAGAGCUUGCUAUACCUUUUCCAUAAUAUAUAUAUAUAUAAUCAAAGCUGAGAUUUUGGCAUU